This is a messenger RNA of Drosophila grimshawi, 1416 nucleotides long. It is a transcript of the gene Fdh, whose product is annotated as alcohol dehydrogenase class-3. Lineage: Eukaryota; Metazoa; Arthropoda; Insecta; Diptera; Drosophilidae. Gene Ontology annotation, cellular component: cytosol. The transcript has 4 exons. Gene Ontology annotation, biological process: formaldehyde catabolic process. Gene Ontology annotation, molecular function: S-(hydroxymethyl)glutathione dehydrogenase [NAD(P)+] activity; zinc ion binding. The coding region runs from base 64 to 1203 and encodes 379 amino acids. The record is from RefSeq and is a predicted model, not a curated record.
UUGCUCUUCUGCACUUGUGAAAUAAAGUCACAGUUUUUUUCCAUUAAAAAAUAGGUAGAAAAUAUGUCAGCUACAGAGGGAAAAGUAAUCAUAUGUAAAGCAGCUGUCGCUUGGGAGGCGAAGAAACCACUUGUUAUAGAAGAUAUCGAAGUAGCGCCACCAAAGGCACAUGAAGUGCGAAUUAAAAUAGUGGCAACCGGUGUUUGCCAUACCGAUGCAUUUACUUUGAGUGGCGACGAUCCCGAGGGUCUGUUCCCCUCCGUGCUGGGCCACGAGGGCGCCGGCAUUGUGGAGAGCGUUGGCGAGGGUGUUACCAAUUUCAAGGCAGGCGAUCAUGUAAUUGCUCUGUACAUUCCCCAAUGCAACGAGUGCAAGUUCUGCUUGAGCGGUAAAACCAAUCUCUGCCAAAAGAUUCGUGUCACCCAGGGCGCUGGUGUAAUGCCCGAGGGCACCUCACGUCUCAGUUGCAAGGGCAAGAAGUUGUUCCACUUCAUGGGUACCUCCACAUUCUCGGAGUACACAGUCGUUGCUGAUAUUUCGGUGACCAAAGUAAAUGAGACUGCGCCUCUGGAUAAGGUGUGUCUCCUUGGUUGUGGUAUUUCUACGGGCUACGGCGCUGCCCUGAACACCGCCAAUGUGCAGCCCGGCAGCACAUGUGCGGUUUGGGGUCUGGGCGCCGUUGGCUUAGCUGUUGGUCUCGGCUGCAAGAAGGCGGGCGCUGGCAAGGUCUACGGCAUAGACAUCAACCCCUCAAAAUUCGAAUUGGCCAGGAAAUUUGGCUUCACGGACUUUGUGAAUCCCAAAGACGUUGCUGACAAGGGCGCCAUUCAAAACUAUCUGAUUGAUCUGACCGAUGGCGGCUUCGAUUAUACAUUUGAAUGCAUUGGCAACGUAAACACCAUGCGCGCUGCUCUGGAAGCUACACACAAGGGCUGGGGUACAUCGGUUGUGAUUGGCGUGGCUGGUGCAGGCCAGGAGAUCUCAACCCGACCAUUCCAAUUGGUUGUGGGUCGUGUGUGGAAGGGAUCCGCUUUUGGUGGCUGGCGUUCGGUUUCCGAUGUACCCAGGCUUGUAGAGGACUACUUGAAGAAGGAUCUCCUUGUGGAUGAGUUCAUUACGCAUGAGAUGCCAUUGGCCAAAAUUAACGAAGCUUUCGAUCUGAUGCACAAGGGAGAAAGCAUUCGUAGCAUUAUUAAGUACUAAGAAGUUGCAAUUAUCAUGUUUUCACUUUUUUUAUACUGCAAAGGUGUCAAACAUUUCAAUUUAUAAAGCAAUGUGGUUCCUGUGCACGCACACAUAUGAAGUAAAAUACUGAUAAGGGUAUUUCAUGGUGUGGUUGUAAUAGUUACACUCACCAAACUAAAAUCGCUUAUCUGUUGCUUAUCGCCUCGUUUCAAAUAAAUAUUAAUAAAUAUG